Adineta ricciae is the source of this 522-nucleotide messenger RNA. NCBI's taxonomy places the organism in Eukaryota, Metazoa, Rotifera, Eurotatoria, Adinetida, Adinetidae. The record is from the annotation of a GenBank genome assembly.
AUGAAUUUCGAUAAAAUUGAUGAUUACCUCGAUGCAUUUCGCGGCGCUGAUAUCCACUUUUGUUGCCUAGGUACAACGAAAGGCAAAGCUGGAGCUGAAGGCUUCCGUCGAGUUGAUUUUGAUUACAUAGUAGGAGCAGCCCGACUCGCCAAACAAGCAGGCUGCAGACAUUUUCAUCUAUUAUCGAGUCAAGGUGCGGAUGCGCAUUCGUUAUUUCUCUACACCCAAGUGAAGGGUCAAACAGAAACUGCGUUGACGCAAAUGUCAUUCGAUCGGUUAUCCAUAUAUCGACCAGCAUUUUUGAUGGUUGAUCGGGAAGAAAACCGGCCAUUCGAACGAUUUGCGCAAACAGUUAUUCGUAAUACUGUUCAACGAGUGGCGCCUGAAUUGAUCACAACGCCAAUAGAAGUUCUCGCACGAGCUAUGUGCUAUAACACAUUCACUACAAACCAAUCUGGAGUAGAAGUUUUGAACAAUCAUGCUAUUUUCCGUCUUGCCGGACAACAGCAGUCCUCUGAGUGA